AUGCUGGCCGCGCCCGCGCCGGCUGUCGCCGACAGCUUUAUCGCCGAGAGGCGCGGCAACCUCGCCCUGCUGGACGAGCCGCGAAUGCUGGACGCGCAGAAUUUUCCGAUCGCGCCGGACGAUCUUAUCGCUAAAGCCAAAGAUUUUAUCGCAGCUGAUUACGGCGCGGAGGACCCCGGGAUGCUCGCGGACGCGUUUUCCUUUGUCGGCCCGUUUAUCGGCCCGCUCAGCAAGCAGCAAUACAUCGACGCGCUCGGUGGCAAGUUUAACCCUGCCGAUGGCUUUCCCGACCUGAUCGGUCGGCAGUUUGGCUUUUCGGCCGACCCGAUCGAGCCCGGCCGCGUGUGGUGGGUCUCGCGCCCCGUCGGGACCUUUUCGCGGCCGUUUUUCGGCGCAGAGCCCGACGGCCGACGCAUCGAGACGCCGCCUCAGGCGAUGGGAUGCGUCUUUGACGCGGCUGGCAAGGUGACGCGCAUCAACGUCGGUGCGGUGAUCGACCGCACGCAAGGCAACACCGCUGGCCUGGGCGGCCUGUUUGGCUUUCUGUGGUUCGUGGGCAAGGCGCCGCCCGCACCCGAGUACCAGCCCUUCAAGAAGUCGUGGCAGUUUGAGCUGCUGGAGAAGCUGGGGCCGCUGCUGACGAAGCUGCAGGCUGCCGCGCCGCAGAAGUAA
Molecule: messenger RNA, 672 nt
Organism: Emiliania huxleyi CCMP1516
Lineage: Eukaryota; Haptophyta; Isochrysidales; Noelaerhabdaceae
Exons: 1
Coding region: 1-672 (223 amino acids)
Source: RefSeq, a predicted model, not a curated record